AUGGCUAUUGAGCUUCGAACUCAUAUUGACUACACUGUGGGAUGGGUUUGCGCGCUGCCUAAGGAAUUGAUUGCUGCAGCGGCAAUGCUCGAUGAAACACACCAAGACCUCCCCAGGCAACCUAAUGACCAUAAUUCUUAUACUCUCGGGCGUGUGGGGGUGCAUAAUGUUGUAGUGGCGUGUUUGCCAAAAGGCGAAAUCGGCAACAAUAAUGCAGCAACGGUCGCAGCUCGGAUGACCUCUACUUUCCCAUCGAUUAAAUUUGGCCUGAUGGUCGGUAUCGGUGGCGGAGUGCCAAAGUCUGUCAGGUUAGGUGAUGUGGUAGUCAGCACCCCCACAGACGAGUUUGGCGGAGUAGUACAGUGGGAUUUUGGCAAAGCUCAACAGGAGGGUAUUUUCAAACGCACAGGAGCAUUGAACCGUCCUCCUACGGAGCUACUCUCUGCGCUGACGAAAAUUGAGAAGGAGCAUACAAUGAAAGGUUCUAAGAUACCACAGUAUCUUAAGGACCUAGAGACCAACUGGCCCAGACUUGCGCCGAAGUACACCAGGUCUGAGUUAUUAAAAGAUGUCCUCUUUAAAGCAGAUUGCAAACAUAUUGAGAACAUCAACACUGAGGAGAGCCAAGAGAAAUAUGAUGAUGGUGAAGAAGAUGAAGAAGAUGAAGAGGAAGAAGAGGGAAAUUAUUGCAUUCACUGUGAUCAAACCAAAAUUGUCCGCAGAAAACCGCGGGACAUGCGCGUGCAUUAUGGCCUUAUUGCAUCUGGCAACCUGGUGGUCAAAGAUGCGCCGUUUCGGGACAAGAUCAACAAGACACUUGGUGGAAAAGUUCUCUGCUUUGAGAUGGAGGCGGCAGGUCUGAUGAAUGACUUUCCAUGCCUUGUUAUCCGAGGUAUCUGUGACUACGCAGACGCGCAUAAGAACAAGAACUGGCAGGAACAUGCAGCGGCUGUUGCAGCAGCAUUUGCCAAGGAGCUUCUCUUGUUGGUACCAGCGCAGGAGGUGGGCCAAAUGCCUACAAUCAAACUUAACGCAAAGAAUGUAUUCAGUCUUCAGUGCUAA
Aspergillus chevalieri is the source of this 1062-nucleotide messenger RNA. Its product is annotated as 5'-methylthioadenosine/S-adenosylhomocysteine nucleosidase family protein. NCBI's taxonomy places the organism in Eukaryota, Fungi, Ascomycota, Eurotiomycetes, Eurotiales, Aspergillaceae. The transcript has 2 exons. Gene Ontology annotation, biological process: nucleoside metabolic process. Bases 1 to 1062 code for a protein of 353 amino acids. Gene Ontology annotation, molecular function: catalytic activity. The record is from RefSeq and is a predicted model, not a curated record.